UGGACGUACGACAUGAGUACAUGAUCUUGAGUUAUUUUUCUUACGAGUUUCUUGACUGUUUUUCUAAAAAAUGUCUGCGACCCGUUUUACUGUUUCAAAGGCGCCGGAUGAUAUAGAAAACGAUGGUGCGGCUGCUACUCCGGAUGUAGAAGUCGUUGGGAAUGAGAAGUCCACAACAAAAUACGCUCGUUUGGUUGAUGGCCGUAACGAUUAUUAUGGCAGUGUGAACAGUAACUGGAGUGAUGGAAGUCGAGCUGAGAUGGCGCCCUUUGUGGACCAAGAGAAGGGUAUCUCUCAAAACAUGGCCCUGUAUGAGGAAGAGAUCGAGAAUCGACCCAAGAUAUCUUCCCUCCUUAACACCUUGGCUAAUUACAAGUCUCUCCCUGAACACACGGAAGAACCUGGAGACAGGAAAUCAGACAGGCCGACGACGAAAGGGGCUCAGAUGGGCACUUUGAUGGGUGUGUAUCUCCCCUGUCUACAGAACAUCCUUGGUGUCAUCCUUUUUAUUCGAUUGUCUUGGAUUGUUGGUACGGCUGGAGCGCUUGAGAGCUUCUUCAUUGUCUUGAUUUCUUGCUGUACCACCUUGUUAACAGCUAUCUCAAUGAGUGCCAUUGCAACCAAUGGCGUUGUACCAGCCGGGGGAUCAUACUUCAUGAUCUCUAGGGCGCUGGGUCCUGAAUGGGGCGGGGCAGUAGGUAUCCUUUUUUACCUCGGUACCACCUUUGCCUCUGCCAUGUACAUCCUAGGAGCUAUCGAAAUCCUCCUGAUAUACAUCGCGCCAAGUAUUUCACUAUUUGGUGACAUCACAGCGCUGGGCGCCAGCCAGAGUUCAGCAAUGCUUAAUAAUAUGAGGGUGUAUGGGACCGGAAUCCUCAUGGUACUCUCCCUGCUGGUGUUCGUCGGUGUCAAGUACGUCAACAAGUGCGCUUUUCUCUUCUUGAUGUGUGUCCUCCUGACGAUACUCAGUAUGUACGUCGGGUACUUCACGCCCCAUGAACUUGCAUUCUGUGAGUUCGAUAAAAACAUAGCCCUGCAGUUUGACUCCAGUGAGGAAAACAACUGUAGCUUUUACAGUGACGGUAACGUGACCGCCCUUGGGGAGAUGUACUGCACCUCCAAUGAAACGGACGGCUGUAAAGAUUACUUUGAGAAGAACGAGGUGCAAUGGCAGAACGGAAUCCCUGGACUUGGCACGGGGCAAUUAUUACGUAAUGCCUUUAAUGAGUACCGAGAUUCAGGAGAUGUGCUUCCUAGGCAGGAGGGAAUCAACAAUCAGGUCGUAGCUGACAUCACCACCUCCUUCUACGUCCUGCUAGCCAUCUUCUUUCCCUCUGUUACCGGUAUUAUGGCGGGUAGUAACAGGUCAGGUGAUUUGAUGGAUGCUCAGUAUUCCAUUCCGAGAGGGACCAUUGCUGCGAUCAUCACAACAAGCCUCAUCUAUCUGACCUCUGUUCUAUUUUUUGCCGGCACAAUAAGAGGGGAGGUUCUACGAGACAAAUAUGGUGAGAGUGUUGGUGGUGUCCUAGUCGCGGCUGCCAUCAGCUUUCCAUCUGAAUGGGUAGUACUGAUCGGGGCCUUCCUCUCCACCGUAGGGGCGGGGCUACAGAGUCUCACCGGUGCGCCCAGGCUCCUACAGGCCAUAGCUAAGGAUAAUAUCAUCCCGUUCCUAGCGGUGUUCGGCCGGGGAUCUAAGACUGGCGAGCCAACGUGGGCUCUAUUACUGACGUUUUGUAUCUCGGAGAUUGGGAUUCUCAUCGCUAGCUUGGAUAUGGUGGCACCUAUCAUCACCAUGUUCUUCUUGAUGUGUUACAUGUUUGUGAAUCUAGCGUGUGCUCUGCAGACCCUACUGAAAACGCCGAACUGGAGACCACGUUUCAAGUGGUACCAUUGGAGUCUAUCCUUCCUCGGUAUGGUCAUGUGUCUUGCACUUAUGUUUAUCUCUAGCUGGUACUACGCCCUAGCCGCCAUAGCAUUAGCAUUCUUUAUAUACAAGGUCAUCGAGUACCAUGGGGCAGAGAAGGAGUGGGGAGAUGGGCUGCGAGGUUUGUCCCUCACUGCCGCUCGGUAUAGUCUGAUGAGGCUGGAGGAACGACCCCCACACACCAAGAAUUGGAGACCUCAGAUUCUGGUCCUAUGCAAACUGAAGGAGGAUUUGACUCCUAAAUACAGACGACUGCUCACCUUUGCAAGUCAACUCAAGGCGGGGCGGGGUUUGUCUCUUGUUUCCUCUGUCAUCGAGGCUGAUUUCCUGACAAAGUUUGGCGAGGCUCAAGCUGCAGAACAGGCGCUUCGGAAAAUGAUGGCGGAAGAGAAAGUGAAAGGUUUCCCAACGGUCCUGAUUUCUAAAGAUGUUUCUGAAGGUCUCCACGCAUGUGUACAGAUGGGUGGAUUGGGAGGUCUAAAGCACAACACUGUGGUUGUAGGAUGGCCUUAUGGAUGGCGCCAAUCUACCGAAGAUAAAUCAUGGAAAGUAUUCCUUGAUACCGUUCGUGCCGUGUCGGCAUCCCACAAUGCAUUGCUGGUACCAAAGAACGUGUAUAACUUCCCUAGCAACAAGGACAAGUUUGAGGGCGGCACCAUUGAUGUCUGGUGGAUUGUUCAUGACGGUGGGAUGUUGGUACUUCUCCCCUUCCUUCUUCGACAGCACAAGGUCUGGAAGAACUGCAAAAUGAGGAUAUUCACUGUGGCACAACUUGAGGAUAAUAGUAUGAAGAUGAUCAAAGAUCUCAAGACGUUCCUCUAUCAUCUUAGGAUUGAAGCUGAGGUAGAGGUGGUUGAGAUGCCGGACGGUACGAUUGCAGCGUAUACAUUUGAAAGGACGAUAAUGAUGGAGCAGAGAUCACAACUCCUUCGCCAGAUGAAACUCAGCAGGAAGGAGAGCCGUAUGGUGGCGCAAUCACUCGUUGACGAGGCUCACGUUCCGAAGGUGAUUAAAAGAGACACCUCCAACGACAAGAAGGUGACCUUCUCAGAGGAAGAUCCGACCGCUUCCCCCUUUGACAAGCCGGAGUUCUUAGAAGAUGGAGAAGAAGAUUUGAUAUAUGAGGCACCAAGCGAUGACACAGUGGAGGGAGAGACCGUUGAUGCUGAGAAAAAGCCAGCAGAUGCCUCCAAUGUUAAGCCGCAGUUGAGGAGGGAGCCAUCUGUGAGUAAUGUUGAGCGAAUGCACAACGCUGUGAGGUUGAAUGAGGUCAUCGUGGAUCGCUCCCACAAGGCUAACCUAGUCAUCCUUAACCUUCCCGGACCACCAAGGAAGAAAUAUCGAGAGCAAUACUAUAUGGAAUAUCUUGAGGUGUUGACUGAGGGUCUAGAGAGAGUCUUAAUGGUACGAGGAGGAGGUAGAGAAGUCAUCACCAUCUACUCUUAAGAUAUGUAUCAAUUCAAAGCCUUAACCCAUGAAAAGUUGCUACUGAAAUGAAUAGGAACAUCACUGCAGAUCCUUUACCCACAGUUUCAAAGCCUCCCAUGAGUGACCUUCAGCUGCGGAAAACGUCUAAGGCCCAUGUUUUGUUUUCUUUUGUUUUGAUUCUCAGUUAACCUAUGGUGCCUUUUCAGUUUCAUCAUUGUAUCUGUUUCUUUGUUAGUUAAACUCAUAGUGUAUCCAUGUAAAUAGUUUUUCGGCUUAUCAGUAUAAUAAUGAAGAACAGUACACAUUGUAUUAUCUUCGAGCAAACUUGAAUACUCCCUUCUGAUUGGCCAAUUCAAAGCAACAAGAGUCUGAUAUAAACCUAUAAUGAACGGACCAUAUCAAACCAAGUUCUAAAAUGCACUUGUUAAAUAAUGAUAAGAAUAGUGACCAAGACCACCCCCCCCCUUUCUCUCUCGGAAUUCUUCGCCCGCCCCCAUGAGAGUGAUAAGUUAUAAACAUUACAUAGCGACCCACCCCCACCCUCCACCCCACUUUCCUGCCCGCAUUUUCUGUCGUUCCCCGCUUGCCCCCCUCCCCCCCCCUAAAAAAUACGCUCCUGACACUGUCUAAGAUGUGCAGCUACCUCAAUACCACAUCAGUAUCAGAGAUGGUUGCAAAGAUAUAUUUUUAUGGUGUCAGUUCUGUUUAAAUCAAUAUUGUUAAAAGUUGUCGUAAAUUUGUAUUGCCUGUAUGGCGGAAAUCAUAGAAAUACAACACGAAGAAUGCUGUUUUUGUAGUUAUCUGUGUGCUUCUGCUUAAAGCAAUUUGGCGCUUACGGAAGCAGGGAUUUCUGUGCUUACGGCAUUUUUCACAUAUUUUCAAAUAUUUCACGGGUUAGUGGCAAGUUUUGGCUUCUGUGUGUGCGUACUUCACAUUACUAGGUAUUCUACGCUUACUAGGCUAGCGCACGUUGGUGGGGAAUCGUGAUCGUAAGCGCAGAAUUCGGCGGUAAGCAGAGCCUUGAAAUUGGGCCCAGCAUAUGUUGCCAUUCGCAUCUCGCAUGAAAAUGCUCAAUGCAACAAUGUUGAUCUUGGCGCAUAGGCCUACUUGUUAAAAUACAAUAUUUUGAGACAUUUUCAAGCUCGUGGCUGUUAAACGUAAGUGCUAUUUUAGGAGAAAACUUGUUUGCACUUCCUUGACGCAAUGUACCUUGUUCAAUUAUUGUUAAUUUUUUUGACAAUGGUUAUGUAAAAGGUGCUGUUAAAAAGUUCACUUGAAAAGUAGCUGUUUUAAAGAUUAAAAAAAGUAGAUAAAUAAAUAAAUAAAAUCAGCAUGUGUUAUGAAUUGAAAAUGUAUUUUUACUGAAUUGUAAGUGCAGACAAAUGUAUAUUUUUAUGUAGUUGUUAGUAUGUAAAUAGGGUCUGUUUGUGUUGAAAAAGAUCUGUACAAAAUGUUUGCUAAUUAAUUUGAAUGAGUUGAGUAUUUUUAAGGAAACAAAUGAAGGUCUCUGUCUGCAUUUAUUGAUGGUGCUAUGCUUGUUAAACACUCCUUAAUAUUACCCAAAGCCAUUUUUUCUCAUUAGCCCCAAAAGAGGAUCAUUUUUGUAGUUCAUAAAGUUGAUGUUAUGCAUUAGUUAUGUUUUAAUGAUAGUAAAACCAUGUUUGUAUAGUGAACAUAUCUAGGAGUUCCUUGGGCCGUUACAAAUUCAACAGACAGUGUCUUGACUCAGGUUUUGAUUGUUCUGAUGUCUUUGCCUGUAUGACAAUAUGGUAUUUGUUUCAUAAAAAAUGCACAGCAUCUAAAGGAACACGUUGCCUUGGAUCGGUCGAGUUGGUCUUUGAAAAGCG
Molecule: messenger RNA, 5199 nt
Organism: Asterias rubens (European starfish)
Lineage: Eukaryota; Metazoa; Echinodermata; Asteroidea; Forcipulatida; Asteriidae
Product: solute carrier family 12 member 4-like
Exons: 27
Coding region: 71-3370 (1099 amino acids)
Biological process (GO): potassium ion homeostasis; chloride ion homeostasis; potassium ion import across plasma membrane
Cellular component (GO): membrane
Molecular function (GO): potassium:chloride symporter activity
Source: RefSeq, a predicted model, not a curated record